Molecule: messenger RNA, 1187 nt
Organism: Rhizopus microsporus ATCC 52813
Lineage: Eukaryota; Fungi; Mucoromycota; Mucoromycetes; Mucorales; Rhizopodaceae
Product: COX4, subunit IV of cytochrome c oxidase
Exons: 3
Coding region: 248-724 (158 amino acids)
Biological process (GO): mitochondrial electron transport, cytochrome c to oxygen
Source: RefSeq, a predicted model, not a curated record
GACGUGUGAUGCUGUGGUGCCGGAGAUUGGACUCAUGUAGUAGUGACGUCGAUGCCAACUUUGGUGGGGCGCAAAAUAAAGACAACUGGCAAGUUAUCGGAGUGUUACUUUUGAGUGGUGCCCCGGUAUUUGACUCAGCCUCCCUGGCUGGCAUGGCAAAAAGAUCAGAAAAAACUUGCAAUUGAAAAAAAUUAAAAAACGCCGCCAACCCUUUCUACUCCUCCUCUUCUCUUAAAUUAUAAUCAACAUGCUUCGUUCUGCUGCUGUUCGUGCUCGUACUGGUGCCGUUCGUAUGGUCGGUCGCCGUAACGCCUCUACUAACGUUUCUGUCCAAAACAUUGAAACUCGUUGGAAGACUCUUUCUACUGCCGAACAAAACACCAUUGCUAAACAACUUGAAGAAGCACAAAAGGGUGACUGGAAGGUUCUUUCUCUUGAAGAAAAGAAGGCUGCCUACUACAUUGCUUUUGGCCCUCACGGUCCUCGUGAACCUUUGACCAAGCCUGGUCAUGGCAUGAAGGUUGUUGGUGGUGUCUCUGGUGUUAUUGCUGCCUCCGCUGCUCUCUUCUAUGCUAUCCGUGUUAAUGGACAAGAAACUCCCAAGACUAUCAGCAAAGAAUGGGAAGAAGCUACCAACGAAUAUCUCAAGAGCCAGAACUCCAACCCCAUCACUGGUAUCUCUUCAGAAGGUUACAAAGGAAAGGGUUAUGUUACCAGCGAUUAAUAAAAUUCAACAUACACAAUUCUUCAAUUCAACUUAAAAGAAACACAAGGAAAUAAUCAACGCUUCUAUUCUUUUUAUGUAGACGAUAUCAAAAGGAUUAUUUUCUUUUUUCUUUUGUUCCUUUUUAAUAUAUAAAUUACAUGUAAAAGAUCUAACAAAAAUCAGUUCAUUUUUUUAUUAUUAUUUUACUCUUUUGUCAACUAAAAAGGCUAGAUGACAGAUAAUAUGGAUAUGUGAGAUAUUUGUGAGUUGUUGACGGCAUAGAGCAUAAUAAAGCAUUCAUUUGGUGUAAUACAUAUUACCUUGUUUAUCAAUAAAAGAAGAAUAUCAUGUAGUUUAUAAAGAUAUUCACAACACAAAAUAGAUACAGCAAUAAAACAAUUGAUCCACAUACAAAAUAAAUAAACACCUUCUUUAAGUUCAAAUGAGCUUAUACCAAUUUAUUCAGAAUGAGAAGGCUGAC